Molecule: messenger RNA, 3687 nt
Organism: Limulus polyphemus (Atlantic horseshoe crab)
Lineage: Eukaryota; Metazoa; Arthropoda; Merostomata; Xiphosura; Limulidae
Product: glomulin-like
Exons: 2
Coding region: 222-1973 (583 amino acids)
Cellular component (GO): cytoplasm
Molecular function (GO): ubiquitin-protein transferase inhibitor activity
Source: RefSeq, a predicted model, not a curated record
UUAAUAAUCCAGUCCUUAUAUUCUGCCUAUUUCCGAUAGCAUAUUGUCAUAGAGUGCGCUGAAUUAUUCGAGUCGUAUGUUUCAUUUUUAAUACUAAUGCUGUUAGAAUCUAUUUGUUGUAAUUACAUACAGAAUACCAACUAGCACGUGUUUUUUUCAAGCCAUCGUUUGUAACUUGAAAUAAAAAUAGAUUCAUACAGUUGAUUAAACAAGACAGAAAGAUGGCCAACAACAACAUAGCAUCAGUUGAACAUCUUAAACAGUGUGUUAAGCAGAAUGACCUUUGUGAAGCAGUAAAAUUUUUGAGUGAUGAUAAGCAUCUGAACUUUUAUGCUGAAAAAAGUCUGGAUGUUAUUCCUGUAAUUUUUAACUACCUUGAUAAAGAAAAUGACAAGUCAAGCUUCAGUUUUAUCAAUACAUGUGAGAAUGCUAUGGUAGAGAUUGCUAAGAGAGGUAAUGCAAAAGAGCUUUUAAUUGGAUUUUUGGAACAAGCUGAUCGAUUUAAAGAGGAUGUAUGUUUCAGGGCACUUAUUAAACCAUUGCAGAUUGUCUUACAGCGAUUACCUGGUAAGAGAGGAAAGUCAUUGGAAUGGACUUUAAACAUUUUGGGUGCUCAUUUAGAAUCUUUACCUCUGCCAAAAGACUACAAUUUGGAAGGUGAAGAAAGAAAACUUCUUGAUUUAGAUCUGUGUGUGCAGAGAAUAAUCACUCAGAUAUCAUUGUACCUACCUUUCUUUGAGCCUUUCGUGGAAGAAGUAUCAUUAGCAGCCGAGAAGCUGCAGCAUAUUAGCUACUUAGAUAGAGCAAUUCAUCAAAGACGUAUCAUAACACUGUUUCUGGUGAAACUUUUACAUCAUCCAUUAGGAUAUCUGGAUCUUUCACACACGGAGCGAAAGGCCAAGAGCUCUUCACGUGUUUGUGCUGAAGAAAUCAUUGCAUAUAUAAGUAGACUUCAGGGGAAUUUCUUAAAUGUUUACCAUUCUCUCAGAGAACAGCAAAAGUCCAAACUGUUAGAUUCUUAUGAUGAGCAAAAUAACUCUCUGAGAGAAGCUGAGGUAGAAAUGACAGUGUCUGAAAUUGCUUUAGGUGUUUUUGGCUAUAUGAUAUUUGGGGAGGAAGUGAACACUAAAAAUAUUCCUUCUUUAUACACUCAUUUGUAUCUUCUUGAAGAAAAUGUGAACAUUAUCUGUGUGCUUCUUGAAAAUCCCAAAGAAAUGAUCUAUUACAAAGGGCUAAUUCUAGCUCAAGUUUUGUUGGACAAGUUAAAAGUUGCUGAACUCUCUUCUAAAAAUCUUGAUUUAAAUGACUACUUUAGAAUGUCGAAAGCUCUUAUAAAAGUAAUGGUCUACUGUUGUGUUGAAGAGUAUCGUCAACUUGCUCGAGUAGUUUUUGAAAAUUAUUUAAAGAAGCUUGAUUUUGAAGGGAAUUAUAAAAUGUUAUUUUCACUCAUUAAUUCAGAAAAGCACGCAGGGGUGCAGGGUUAUCUUAUUGGAUUAUUUAAAAUGAGGGUAUUAUUGUCAUUAGAAGAAAAAAGGAAAAGUUCUCCUUUUCUUGGAGUUGGAUUAAAGAAGUUUUUAAAAGUAAUCACAGUCUUGCCUAAAAAAGUUGAAACAGAUCUGUUAGAUCACAGUGACUGUGUUGUUGCAUCUCUGAAUCUUCUACGUUUUUUGUUUUUGCGAGAUAAAAAGAUUAAUAAUCUUACUGGCACUUGGAGUUACCUAAAUGAAGUUCAGACUGAAUUCUUACAACCCUUGCGCACAGCACUUCAACUGUCUCAAGCACAUUAUAAGUUGAAGCUUGAGCAAAUAGGAGAGAAGCAGAAGAAAACAUCUGUAAGUAAAACUGUGUAUGUAGAAGGUCAACCCUUACCAAAUCUUCCUGCUAAUGACAAGGAUAUAUUAAAGUCUGCACUUCUGCAAUUUGACUUAAUAGAAAGUCUUCUAGUGAGACUGGAAGAAAUUUGUGAUUUAUAAACUUAAAACUAGUCUUUUUCUCUGCAAAGAACAGCUUUUUGUCUUUCAUUUUUAUCAGUUUGACUAAUUCUAGUGAAAAAUAGUUUCUCAUAUUAUAUACAUAUUCUAUAGUAUUUUAUAUACUCAUAUUAAAGAAAAACAGAAGUGUAAAACCAAAACUUUUAUUGUAAAUAUUUUAUUCCCCACCACUCAUGUACUUCCCUGGAAAUAUGCUUGUAUACACUCAGUACCUUUUCUAAUACACUAUAGUACUGUUUUUGUAUUUGUCAUAUUAAUAAAGUUUUGCAUGAUCAUUCCACUUGCUUCAUAUAUGUAAUGGUUACAGCAUUUGAUUAUGUACUUUAGUGCAAGUUAUAAACUGAUAAAUGCUUGUACUUAUACAGACAAAUAUAAAUUACUUCUCAAUGAACUUGGAUGUGGAAGUAUGAACAUAAUAAAUAUUUCAAAACAAUAUAACUACAAAACAUAAAAUGUUUCUGUUUGAAGAAAAUUCAAAGCUAUUUGUGUGAUACUUUUUACCAUGUGGGUAAGAAUAUUGUGACCUGAAAAAUAAAAAAAACAAUUUGGUCCCAGCAAGGCCCAGUGGUUAGCGUGCUAGACUGCAAAUCCAAGGAUUCAUGGCCAGUUGCUACAAAGCCAUACUCCACGCUGUGGAGUUGUGAAUGAGUUAUUAAGAGUUAAAGUAAAAAUCAACUAUUUGGCUAGAGUAGCCAAAGACUUGGCAGUGGGUAUGUUGUUGAUUAGCUGCCUUCCCUCUUCCCUGUCAGUUCAAAAUAAGGGAUGGCUAUGUACAGGUAGCCCUUGUGUAGCUUUGUGCAAAUAUCUGCAUCAAACAUGCAAGCAACAAAUUAUUUAAGCCUUUUUACGGAUUAUAGUAUGUGCACUUUCAGUUUAAAUACAUCAAACUGUCACUUUUAGUUAGCUGGUUUAACUACUGAUGACCAAGUUUACUAGACUAUCUUCAAUGAUGUUCUAGACCAAAUCCAAAUAUUAUAACACUACAAAAAAAAAAAAGAGACACUUGGUAUAUUCAUAUACCACAUAUGCACUUUUGAGGAUAAAAGUAAUAAUUGAAUGUUUAAACAAGCAGCUAAGGUACAUGUAGAAGGCUGUGACACUCAAAAGUUGUAUACUAGUGGUUUUAUUGCUUUAUGUAAUUCUUUACAAAUAUUGUAGGCCUGAAUUUGACAUGAAAUGUUCCAAGAUGAAAGUAAAAGUGGUUGCAAAAUUAUAAUUUUUAUUCGUUUUUGGUGUAAAACCAACCUUACAUUAAAAAAUAAAAUGAAACGUCUUGUUGUUAAGAGAGAAGUCAUGUGGUAACUCUUCAUUUGAUUUUUCUCUCAACCUUUAAUUGAUAUCUCAAUCUUGUAUAGUGGUCUUGUGCCAACCACAUUGGUUGCUGUUGAGACUUAAGUAUUUUUUGUAUUGGCAAUUGUUGUGAACUGCUAACUUGAAAUUAUUAUUACUAAUUCUUACUUACUGUACAUUAAAAAAAUAGGCAUUGUUUCUCAGAUAUUUGAAUAUUAAUUAUGUUUUAUUUCUCAGUUAUACUUGUUAAAAGAAAAACUGUUAAUUUUGGAAAUAUGUUUUGUAAGCUUGAAGUAAAAAGAAAAAAAGUUUAUUCUGCUUUCAACUCGCAGGAUAUUGUAUUUGUAGCAAGUGUUGUAUUUUUACUGCAUAAAAUCUGAGAUUCAUUAAAGGAUGUAUACAAGUA